GCGUAUUUAUUCAUUUCGACAUUUAUUUAGUCAUUUUUUUAUUCGUGUAUUUAUUUAUUUCGAUAUUUCAUUUUUUUUAAUUUUGGCAUGAAAUAUCGUCCCUAGCAUUGGUCUCCAUGUCAAUGUUAGGAAAUUAAAUUCAUCCAGAAAGUGGUGGAGGCCAUGACAGUGCGGGGCAUGCGAUCUGUUUACACGGCGAGGCUGGGCGGCGUGUCCUGGGAGAGGGCAGUCGCAACCGACUCUCUCCAGCAGCACUUUGAACGCGGUCCCCGCUUUUUGGGGGCGUUUCGUUAAAAUAUGCUAGCUUUCGUGACCAGAGCAAUGGGUAAGCAGGCUGUGCUGAAGUCUGCCGGGCUGGUGAAGCCGGUGUCUGUCACCAGAAUCCCUGGGCGUUACCUGGUGCACCAGGAGGGCCUGCCCAAGCUGCCUGUGCCACCGCUUAGACAGACGAUGGGGCGAUACCUAGCGGCACUGCAGCCCAUCGUCAGCCAGGAGGAGCUGGAGCACACCCGGAUGCUGGUGGAGGAGUUCCAGAGGCCAGGGGGCGUGGGGGAGAGGCUGCAGAAAGGGCUGGAGAGGAAGGCCAGGAAAACCGAAAACUGGCUCUCUGAUUGGUGGCUGCAGACGGCCUAUCUGGAGUACCGGUUGCCCGUGGUGGUUCACUCGAGUCCCGGAGUGGUUUUACCGCGGCUAGAGUUCCACGACCGCCAGGGCCAGAUGUGGCACGCUGCUAAGCUGAUUGCCGGGGUCCUGGACUUUAAAAACAUGAUUGACAAUGAGACUCUGCCGGUGGAGUUCCUGGGAGGGAAGCCCCUGUGUAUGAACCAGUACUACCAGAUCCUCUCGUCGUGCCGAAUCCCCGGUCCCAAACGGGACUCCGUGGUGAACCACGCGCUCAGCAUGAAGCCGCCCUCUCACAUCACCGUGGUUCACAACUUCCAGUUCUUCGUGCUGGACGUGUAUAACAGUGACGGCUCCCCUCUGACAGUCGAUCAGAUCUACGUCCAGCUGGAGAAGAUCUGGAACUCCUCCCUCCAGACCAACAAGGAGCCAAUCGGGAUCCUCACCUCACAGCACCGGAACACCUGGGGCAAGGCCUACAACAACCUCAUCAAAGACAAGACGAAUAAGGAGUCGGUGCGGGCCAUUCAGAAGAGCAUCUUCACGGUGUGCCUGGAUGCCCCGAUGCCCCGCGUGUCCGACGAGCUGUACCGCAGUCGCGUGGCCACCCAGAUGCUGCACGGAGGGGGGAGUCGCUGGAACAGCGGAAACAGGUGGUUCGACAAGACCCUGCAGUUUAUAAUUGGAGAGGACGGGUCAUGUGGUCUAAUGUAUGAACACGCCCCCGCUGAGGGUCCGCCCAUCGUAGCACUGGUGGAUCACGUGGUGGAAUUCACAAAGAAGUCGGAGACGGUGCGCUCUCCCAUGAUCCCCCUGGCCAUGCCUCAGAAGCUGCGCUUCAACAUCACGCCCGAGAUCAAGAAGGACAUCGAGAAGGCCAAGCAGAACCUCAACAUGAUGGUGCAGGAGCUGGACGUGAAGGUGAUGGUGUUCUCCCACUUUGGGAAAGAAUUCCCCAAGUCUCAGAAGAUGAGCCCCGACGCCUUCAUUCAGAUGGCCCUGCAGCUUGCUUACUACAGGAUCUACAGUCUCUGCUGCUCCACCUAUGAGAGCGCAUCCCUGCGAAUGUUCCGUCUCGGACGCACUGACACAAUCCGCUCGUGUUCCCAGGAGUCUCUGCUCUUCGUGCGGGCCAUGGACGACGCAGCCAAGCAGAACCAGGAGAAGGUAGACCUGCUGCAGAAGGCGAUCCAGGCACACAGAGCCUACACUGAUAUGGCCAUCCAGGGGCAGGCAAUAGACAGACACUUGCUGGGUCUGAAACUGCAGGCGAUUGAGGACCUCACCACCAUACCCGAGAUCUUCAUGGACACAGCCUACGCUGUCGCCUUGCACUUUAACCUGUCAACCAGCCAGGUUCCUGCCCAGACGGACUGUGUGAUGUGUUUCGGGCCCGUGGUCCCCGAUGGCUACGGCGUUUGCUACAACCCCAUGGCCGAGCACAUCAACUUCUCCGUCUCUGCGUUCAACAGCUGCGCCGAAACCAACGCGGCGCGCCUCUGCCACUUCCUGGAGGAGGCCCUGGUCGACAUGAGGGACCUCCUGAUGCAGACGCCCCGGUCCAAGCUCUGAACGGCCCCCCCCCCCCCCCCCCCCCCCGAUCGUCCCGCACCGCUUUGUGUUUCAUUGGAAAGAGGGCAGAUUACAGAAGGAACGAUAAAGAGACAGCUUACUGCCGUCGACCUCUGUCUGGAUCAAUAGCAAGGCAGUGCGUCUGUUCCAACAUAGGACUGCUGAUUCCGAUUGCAGACAGAGCCGGCUGGUUUUCAGCUCAGGGAGCCCCCCCUACUGUUUCUACAGUGCAACUGCAGUUUGCCUAUUUUUAGAAUAGGUGCCAACCUUUUGGAGUAACAAAUGUUAUUCCAUUAUAAUUCACAAAAGUCACACCUGGCCUUUUUAUCUUUGCAGGUUUUUUUUUUUUUUUCAUUCAUGCCUUGUCUGUCACCAGGGGUGCUGUUGUAUCUCAGCGAGGAAUAUUUUUUAGUUACAUCUGCAAGAAAUCAUCAAUAGAAAAAUAUUAGAGAAGUAAGCAAGAUAAAAAAAAAUAUAUAUAUGUGUGUGUGUGUGUGUGUGUGUGUGCGUGUGUAGAUUUGACAAACUGCACUAUAUGUGAUGAAUAUAUUAUUAAGUGUAUCUCAGCUGUGUGCAGUGGAUCUUGUUCAUUGAUAAUCCUGCCCUGAUGCUAAUCUGUGUUUGAACAUGCACAGUGUUUAGCUGUGUGCAGUGGAUCUUGUUCAUUGAUAAUCCUGCCCUGACAGCUGCAGCACAGAUGAUAUACAAAACAUUUGCGAUGUGCACAACGCCCACAGAGCAGAGGAAUACUGAGCACAAUGAAUCAGUGGCAGGCUCUUGUACAGCACAGUGUUUGCAUGUAUAGUGUACUGUUAACAUGGGAGAACCAUUUGCAUAUGUCUUAUUCUCAAAAUGAUUAAUUUAUAAUGCAUUUAUUAGACUAGAAAUUGGGAGUUGUUGCAGCGCACAGAAAACAUCAGCACAUCAAUCCUCUUUUCCCUGGAGUUUUACUGAGUGUGCCAACUGGUAUUUAAUUAUUUACUGUAUAUCAUUUUAGAGAUGAUACAUAGAAGAGAGAAUUUAAAAAAUCAAGAAAAACGUUUUUUAUGGAGCUUGGGAUGUUGGAAAGCGUUUUUGUUUGGCUUGGUCAGUGCAUUUCCAGCUCCUCUCUGGGAUAAUGAAAAUCAAGUGCCUGCAUGCUAGUUAACUGUGAAUUAGCUGAAUCUGUGAAUCAUCUACCCCUCCUCCUCAAGCGCUGGGCUGGCGUGAUGCUGUUUUGCUUGGGGUUAGAGUUCCAGGGCUUUCUUUCAUUGUACAACAACAAAAAAAACCUUCCCCUUUCUUUAGGGAAGUUAGGCUUUGAAAUCUGCAGUAAAGUCAGUUUCCCAGAUUCCAGAGUCAUCAGUCUUGAGACGGCUCUUGGCUGUUUUUUAUCAGCUGAAAUAGAGAUGAACCUGAGAACUGAAGCCCUGAUGGUGCUUUCCAAUCUGUUUACAAUGCAGUGCUGUGUAAUGGCUCGCAUGUUGAGUGCUAAAGGGUUACCUCCAAACUCGUGUUUCGGAAUUUUUUAGCAAUGUUGGGAUUAGGGUACGUAAUAAACCGAUCCCAUAGUGUGCUGAUUUUUGUAUUAGAACAAGAUUUGGGAUUGUUCUCCUUUUUCAUAAACUGUGCCGUUGGAUUGUCGUUUGCAUUUGUUGGAUUGUGUUUUAAGAUUUUGUACUCGGUGCAUUAAUUUUUUUUGAAAUUGUCAAUGAUCUUGUUUUGGGUGGGGAAGUGUCUAUAUUGUGCUAAAGCAGAAUAACAUAUCGCUGAAAAUCUGGACCCCGCGUGCUGGAUACAAUAAUAUCGUCUGUAACUACCGAUCAGUCAAUAGCGCUGAAUUUCAAAAUGCUAAAAGAAACUUCGUUCAUGUAGAAGGCAGUGGAUGACACUGAAAAAGACUUCCAGUCGAAACUCCUGCCAUUGAAUUGAUGCUGUUUCUUUUAGGGUUCCCGGAUAUAGUAAUAGAAAAAAAAAACUACAGCUUGUGUUUUCUGAUCGGGUCUAUAGCUGGUCAGUGCUAAUGUCCGAGGGGCUGUAUUUACCUGCUAGUAGGUUACAGCUCUCAGAACGGUGUCUUCUUUCCUGUCUUGCCGUUUGUUUGAGUAGCACCAUUGAAAGGUAAUGGAUCAUUGAGCUGUGCUGUAUUUUAUGAUUGUGUCUGUAAGCAUGUAUGUGAUUUAAAGAAGAGCCUUAAGCAGAUUUGUGAUGUAAAAGAGAAUGGUCUGCUGUGCAGCGUGCUGCUGAAGAGAGAAACACAGUCCUUCACAAGCACAGCGAGCUGCAGGGUGUGCAGGUCCUC
This is a messenger RNA of Polyodon spathula (Mississippi paddlefish), 4474 nucleotides long. It is a transcript of the gene crata, whose product is annotated as carnitine O-acetyltransferase a. The transcript has 14 exons. Lineage: Eukaryota; Metazoa; Chordata; Actinopteri; Acipenseriformes; Polyodontidae. Gene Ontology annotation, biological process: carnitine metabolic process, CoA-linked. The record is from RefSeq and is a predicted model, not a curated record. Gene Ontology annotation, cellular component: peroxisome. Gene Ontology annotation, molecular function: carnitine O-acetyltransferase activity. Bases 298 to 2193 code for a protein of 631 amino acids.